Molecule: messenger RNA, 2262 nt
Organism: Mercenaria mercenaria
Lineage: Eukaryota; Metazoa; Mollusca; Bivalvia; Venerida; Veneridae
Exons: 9
Coding region: 149-1534 (461 amino acids)
Source: RefSeq, a predicted model, not a curated record
GGUACCGCACUUGUUUUAAAUAAUAGAGAUAUAAGUGGGCAAAAAAUGUAGGGAAUUCUACUCGGAAUUUGAAGGAUAUCAGUUGUGAAAAAUACGCAUUUCUACUGCUUACGAAUUACUUGAAAAUGAGGCAAAACUAGAUUUCAAAAUGGCAAGUGCGAUCAAAAAGUUUUUUUCUGAAAAACAAAACCGUCUGGAAGGGGAAGGAAUGGUACAGAGACAAGCAUAUUCGCAACAGAAAAGAAGAGAAAGAGAACCUAAAGGAUUGAAACAACAAAAUACAGCAAAUGUUAGAUCACAAGACACUGAUAGGCAAAACUAUGAGAGGAGUAACAAAAUAUCUGAACUGGAAAGUGAAUUUGCCGAAAUUACAACAAUACCGAUUAAUAUAAAGGCUGAAGCAGACAAUGUUGUAAAAGAGAAGGAAUACUUCCAAAAUGCCCAUUUACCUUCAAAAAAGGAGAUAGACGAGUUAACGGAAAGAUUUCAAAAUGGCAGAUGCAAUCAAAAAGUUUUUCAAAAACAGAAACGUCUCGAAGGGGAAGGAAUGGUACAGAGACAAGCAUAUUCGCACCAAAAAAGAAGAGAAAGAGAACCUAAAGGAUUGAACCAACAAAAUACAGCAAUUGUUGACUCACAAGACACUGUAAGGCAAAACUAUGAGAUGAGUAAUAAAAUAUCUGAACUGGAAAGUGAAUUUGCCGAAAUUACAACAAUGCUGAUUAAUAUAAGGGCUGAAGCAGACAAUGCUGUAAAAGAGAAGGAAUACUUCCAAAAUGCCCAUUUACGUUCCAAAAAGGAGAUAGACGUGUUAACGGAAAGACUGAGAAAAUUAGAUGGAGAUAAAUUACGCCAAGGAAGGUUAACAGUAUCUGAUUUAAGUGAUCCAAACAGAACAACAGAACUAGGAAGACGGUUUUCUGAGAUAUACGACAAUGAAUGGACAGAUGCGUACGAAAAGAUGCCUUUAAAGAAAGAAGAAAAAAGGAUUGGAGUUCUUUACGGCAUAGUUAGGAGCGCAUUUGCAUUUUGCCAGCAGAAGAUCGAUGAACAGAAUAGAACAAUCGAAACAAUUAUUCUGGGAAAGGGUAAUGAGGGGCAAAGUGAAAGGAUUACAUCCAAAAAUGCUAAACUUAUGCAACCUUUGAAUGACUUGAGGACGCAACUCUCGGCAGAAGCGGCAGAAAAUAUUGCUCAGGACUAUACGACUAAUAUGCUCCAAGUUAUUCUGAGUGGAUUUAGUAUUAAACCUAAAGAUAUUCAUCCGGCCAUACAGCAGUAUGCUUUCAAAUGCGCUGAAAUAUGCUGGUUGUUGUUGGUGUUUAAUGGUCAAGUGUCGCUCUAUGACGACGAAGAAGAUGUACCAUUUGAUCUAGAUGCCUACAAACCAUACACAAGACGGUUAUCUGACAUGGAACAGCCAACAGUAGAAUUCGUCGUCUGGCCUGCAUUGUGUAAAAAGUUUGGUGUUUUGGUUAAAGGUGUUGCACAGCCAAAAGGAGGGAAACGGAAACCAUUAGACUUGCAAAGAUGACUUUUGAUGAAAAUAUGGAUUGUAAUUAACCUAGUAAAUAUUAUGUCAUAUUCUGAAAGAAACAGUGUAGUUCAGCUAAAGUCAAUAAAUAUACUGUUGAUUCUAAAAUAUUUGACAUAAAUAAAAUCUGGAAAGUAGAUCCCUCGGAAGCACCGAGAACAAGGCAAACAGUGAAAAUUGCAGACUCGGUUUGAUUGAGUCUGUUCAUGAGCAGUAGUGGAAAAUGCAACACUGCCCACGCCCCCUAGCACCGGCUUAAGCAGUAUUCAAUCUUCAAAUCUAAAUGAGUUGAAAUCAAUGAUCCCGAAGGACCAGAAAAUAUAACAACACUGAGAUGAAGUCGGGGCGGCAUUUUACGGCCGCCACACAGCAAGAAAGAACACGUGCUUGUAUAUAAAUGAUACACAUUUGGUCAAAUGUGUUUUAUGUAAUAAGUUUUAAGUCUAAAUUCACACUGCGUCAAAAUAUCAUACAUAACUGUUGUACAGGCAAAUUUAGAAAAAAAAUCCGUUAGGUUUCUAUAAUUUCUAUGUACAUGUAUUGUCAUUUGUCUAAUUUUCUACUUUAUUUAUUUGUUAUGCGAAACAUCAUUUACAUAUUCAUACAAGCACUGCUGAGCGCUUUCCUUUUAUGGACGUUGGGUUUUGGAACAUGGCUUAUUCUUAUUGGAUUUUAGAACUUGAGUUUUGAUUCAGUGUUGAAAACAUAAAUAGAUAAAACAAAACUUU